Molecule: messenger RNA, 2917 nt
Organism: Dendroctonus ponderosae (mountain pine beetle)
Lineage: Eukaryota; Metazoa; Arthropoda; Insecta; Coleoptera; Curculionidae
Product: leucine-rich repeat-containing protein 57
Exons: 3
Coding region: 145-861 (238 amino acids)
Molecular function (GO): protein binding
Source: RefSeq, a predicted model, not a curated record
GACAAUAACAAACAAGUGUGCUGACAGUUAAACUGCACCGAUGCCAAUUUGUUACAAUAGCAGCAAAUAUGAGUACUUUAUAGGUUUUUACAUAUCCCACGCAAAGCACAAAAGAAAGGAAUGUAAAGUAAAGGAAGCGUAAACAUGGGAAACUCUGGCCUGAAGCAACACAUUGAGACUGCCCAAAAAACUGGUGUUCUUAAAUUGUCUCCGGGAAAAUUGAAUCAGUUUCCACCGGGAUUUCAGCAGCUGGAAGGAUGCUUGAGGACACUAGAUCUGUCGGAUAACAAAUUUGUUGUGUUACCGCCAGAAAUAAGUCGCUUCAUGCAACUAAGGCAUCUAAACUUGGGAAAGAACAAGUUGAGUAAGCUGCCGGAUUCCAUCGGAGCCCUAACCAGAUUAGAGACUUUUAAUGCUUGUGAAAACACACUGACUUCUAUUCCAAGAACGUUCUCCAAUUUGAUUCACCUUAAACAGGUAAUUCUAAAUGGUAACCAACUCAGACAGUUUCCAACUGUAUUUUGUGGAUUAAAACAUUUAGACCUGCUGGAUUUAUCGGGAAACUCAAUCCAAGUAGUUCCGAAUGACGUUUAUAAUUUAUACGUAAUAGAAUUAAACUUAAAUAGAAAUGAAAUAUCUAGCUUCUCUCCAGAAAUAGCGAAUUGUCCACGACUGAAAACAUUAAGACUUGAUGAAAACUGUUUAACUCUAAGUGCUAUUCACCCUAGAGUAUUAGCGCAUAGUCAAAUUUGCAAUUUGUCUUUAGAAGGCAAUCUUUUUGAAUUAAAGGAACUAGCAAACGUCGAAGGCUAUGAUGCUUAUAUGGACAGGUUUACUGCUGUAAAGAAAAAGCUGUUUUAGAUUACGCAAAACUGAACAUUCAGCUUUUACAGCCUCAAAACAAGUGUAUGCUUACUUUCAUAUAAUACUAAAUAUAAUGCAUUCUAUCAUGAAAGUAUUAAGCUAACAGUUUAUUACAUCUGAAUGGCCUAGAAAGAUAGAUAUUAUAUAACACAUGUUCAUCAUACUUGAUCAGCAGAAAGAUAUUAGUAUGUGGCAUUAAUAGUAUCGGUUAAUUUAGAAAGCAGUAACUAAUGAAUUGGGAAAGUGUUACUCGAAAAUAUAUAGUAGAAUUAGGUAGUCUGAUUAGAAUAGUUAAUUUAUUGUUUUAUUUAUUUACACUACCGUCUUCAACGAUUACUUCAACCACAGCAGUAAUUUCAUCUUUAUGCAACUUUGUCUAGCAGAUAAUCACCACUAUUCUACCACCCUAGGUAAAGUCUGCAAGAGAAAAUUACCCAGAUCCUAAAAUACUAAGCUCACGGUAACGAUCCAGUAUUUCUAUUCCUGAUUCUCUCAGGUUUCAAAGUCUAAAACUGAACUAGAUUUCUGUUGAUAUUAUUCUUUAUUAUGUUUUCGCAGUAGAAUUAAGCAUCAGCUAAUUCAUUCGCUUGACUAUGUAGAAUACAGUUGCAAACGAUAAAAAUGCAGAUACCUAUAACUUAUUUGGUUUACUUCCCAAUUAAAAUCUGAAAAAUAAUUGAUAAAUCACCUACAAACCGUUUGCGCCAAACAAAUAUUAUUUAAAUUAUAUAUAUGUACACAGUUAAAACUUAAAUAUAUACACUAACUUCAGCACUUGAUCAAAAAGUAUUCAUAUUCCAAGUGUUAAUUGUUAGUUUGUAAUAUAAUACAUAUAACUUGAUGGUCUAAAUGUUCACUUUGAAUUAUAUCUCACAGUGCUUUUGAUAUUCCUGCGGCUUAGCAGCAUGGUGUGAAAAUGGCUGUUUGUACUAUCUGAUUCAAAAACUCUUGUCUUUUGCUCACUUUUCUAUCUUCGCUUUUAACAUAAAAUAUAUGUAUUAAUAACAUAUUUUUCUAUUUGACACUUAUGUAUGAAAAUCAACUAAAUAAUAUAUUUUAUAUAACUGUGGUCCAAUUAUAAGCACUAUGAUUCCAAAGGCUGUACAUCUUUCACUAUAUGUCCACAAUUUACAAGAUUCUUAUAUUCCCUUUAUUAUAUAGGUACUUACUUAAUUUAAUUGUUCUUAGUAUUUGUAUACAGUUUUGAACAUUUGUUAUUAUUGAUAAGUCGACAGAGUAGUAGUGAAUGGUUAUGCAGAAGUAUACUAACUAUAUGAGUAGUAUCAGAUAAACAUAUUUAAGAUUGUACGAUUAUUUUAAACAGAAACAUACGCGCAUGUAUUUAUUUUAACUAGUUUCUCUCAAUAUCGUAAAAUAAAAUAGUUUUGUAAUUUCUUUCAAACUUACUAUCGAUGUUUAAAUGUUUUCAAUUAAAAAAUAAAAUAAUUAACCAGAAGUACUUUCAUUCGAAAUAUAGACAAUCAUAUUUAUUCGAAUUUGACUGAUAAAUUAAUAGUUAUUAUUUAUUGGGUUCCUAUUGAGCUAUUCCAUAAUAGUCAAUUAUAUCAUCAUGUAUAUUCGAUCGAAAAUAUCAACUUUUACAAUUAAAACGUACAAACAAGUAUUUAAUAAUAACAAAAGUCGGUUAAUUUACUUCUAUAAAGUAGUGUAGUUAAUUAAAAUAUAAUGAACUUAUCAUAAUCCAAAUGUCCUAUUACGGGAAAAAGUGAAGUUGGUUGGGUUAUUAUUGAAUUUCGUAUGUUUCUAGAAUGAAAAACUUUCCUAUCUGAGUGUUGAUACGUGAUGCUGUCUAUUUGAGUAACAUCAUUCAAUAAACUACCAUUUUUACAUUGAAACUAAGUUACUAAAUAGAAAAAUAUAUUUGAUUAUGCUGCAUCCAAGGUUUCCACCAAAGUUAAAUACAUGUCUAUUUUUGUUAAUUAAUUUAUACAUUUUAUUAAUAUAAGCAUGAGUACAAAAAGUGUUUAUUAUGUACGUUUCUAGCAAAUUGCCUGUGUUUUGCAUCCUGUGUGUAAAUAAAUGUUUAUCUAUA